UUCAAUGUUUCGUAUCGUAGCCUAAGUUAUUACGUUUUUAUUGGGCGUAGCCUGAUUUGAACGGAAGAUGUCUGUAUUGUUCACAGGCUUCUUUUAUAGAGAGUACAAGCUUGUAAUUUCAGUGGUUUUGUUUUGAAGCGUGAAGCAGAAUAAACCUUUAUCGCUAGGUGGCACUAUUUGCCAGAGAAUAAUAUGUGUCCGCAGGCUCAGCAAGUUCAAAUGCGCGCUCAUCCUUUGAUGUUGGCUUCCUUCGUUGUGAAUGAAAACCCUCUUCAUUAAAAAGUUAAGGUAGGCCUAUAUGUAAUUUUAGUAGCCUACCAUAUGGCUGUAUUGGCCCAGCGUUUCAUUCUUUUGGGGAAAUAGAAGGGAAACAUCGAAGGAAAAGAAACAAGUCCAAAUGAUGAUGGUGACCCCUUUCUUCUUAUUACAUUCUAACUUUUUCAGCAGAAUGUACUUUGUUGUCGUAAAUUAGCCUCUAGACUACCACCAAAUGGGAUCUGCAAAGUUGCACCAGAGCCCAUUAGACAUUCUCUGGUUGCACUCUGGACAAUGAGAUCAGUGUAAUCACAUGCUGUCUUCCCAGCCAAUGAGAUGCGAUGAGACCUUCCACAACAUGCUACGUAUCCAGUCAUCCAAAUGGAUACAGGAAAGGACCAAAUACUCGUGAAGUUUUAUUUGAAUGGAAAGACACGGCUCCGCGGCGUGCACCAUGACUGGAUCAAAAUAUGUAAUAUCUAGGCUAUGAAAACAUCCGACAACUGUACUUUAACGAGGAACGAAGAACCAGCGUCAGCCAUGGCAGCGGGAGUAAGUCUGUUGAGUGACGUUCCUUACCCCAGUCCUGUGGAGCCCAGCACGGAGAUGGAGCCAGGUGGGUACCGCCGCAUCCUCAUCGUCUCCCAGAAGGCGAGAGGGAGGGAGGGAGAGGAGGAGCGACCUUGGGAACAGACACACACAGAGAGGGUUAGUGUUCGAGUCCCGACAGCAAAGUACACUAAAGUUGGGGAGACCCUGCGGCAUGUCAUCCCUGGUCACAUGCAGUGUUCCAUGACCUGUGGGGGGCGCGCCUGCAAGUACGAGAACCCCUCCCGCUGGAGCGACGAGGAGCAAGCCAUCAAGGGCCUCUACUCGUCAUGGAUCACAGACAACCUACUAGCCAUGGCAAGGCCUUCAACAGAAAUAAUUGAAAAAUAUAACAUCAUUGAACAGUUUCAAGGGUGUGGCCUAAAGACGGUGAUUAAUCUGCAGCGCCCAGGGGAGCAUGCCAGCUGUGGCAACCCUCUGGAGGCAGAGAGUGGCUUUACCUAUCGCCCUGAGAUCUUCAUGGAAGCAGGAAUUUACUUUUACAACUUUGGAUGGAAGGACUAUGGCGUGGCAUCUCUUACCACCAUCUUGGAUAUGGUUAAAGUGAUGUCCUUUGCCAUUCAGGAGGGGAAAAUGGCCAUCCAUUGCCAUGCGGGUCUUGGAAGAACAGGUGUCUUACUGGCAUGCUACCUCGUUUUUACUUCACGGAUGAGCGCUGACCAGGCCAUCCUGUUUGUGCGCGCAAAGCGACCCAACUCCAUCCAGACGCGGGGACAGCUACUGUGCGUGCGGGAGUUUGCCCAGUUCCUUGUGCCGCUGCGCAGCGUCUUCUCCUGUGCCGAGCCAAGGGCCCACACUGUCACGCUCACACAGUACCUGACCCGCCAGCGCCACCUGCUGCAUGGCUACGAGGCGCGCCUCAUGAAGCACGUGCCCAAACCCGUGCAGCUAAUCUGCCGCCUGCUGCUGGACGUGGCCGAGAACCGCACAGUCCCCGUGGACGAACUGCGGCCGGCACCAGAGCUGCCAGACCUGGCUGCGGAGGUAGAGAAGACCGUAUCCCAGCAGGCUCUGCAGCAGCUCGGCAAGGAGAUGAGGGGGAAGGGCAUCCCUGUGCCUUCGCCACGAGUCUCGCUGACAACCCCCGUCCCCGUGCUGCUGGCUCACGACCGGCCUUUGUGCAGCGAACAGGACAUGGUUUGGAGGCAGCGGGAACCCUGCAACCUCCUGAAACCUCUCCGUACCCUCAAGAGAAGCCUUAGCUUGAGCGACACUGCCCUGCACAUCCUGUCCUCUCAGAUGCAUCCAGCAGGGGCCUCUGCAAGUGCACUUAGCCACAGGCCAAUGUCAGACCUCUUCAAUCCAUGCUUCACCUUUCACAACAGCCUUGGGGAUUGUGAGUCUACUUGGCAUCCACCAGGUCAACCUCACUGUCGCGGUCGCAGUCACGACAGUGACAGCCCAAGCAAUCGCUCUCCCUCCAACUCGCCAAUCUCAGACAAACCUCAGAGGAAAGAGGCAGAGAAAAAGCCUGGAGGAUCAUGCCAGUCAAGACGGGUACCUCUCAGACAGAGUCAGCGUAGCAUGUCUGUGGGGUAUACUGAAAGCAGCAGAGGAACCAACGAGUCCAUGUUGUCAGCGUGGGAUGAUGAAGGUUGUGGAAAGGGUUGUGUUGAUAGGGGGAAGUCAUCAGCCGUCUCUGAUCUUAGCUCAACGGAAGCUUGCGAUGUUAAUUCGGAGAAGCCAAACUUCCCCUUCAUCGCACUCCAGAAUGAGCUCAGCCCGCAGGCCAGGCGAGUCUUGGUUGCUCAAGCGCUUGCGACAGAAUCUGACCAAGAAGAGCUCAGAGACAAGGUGCUAGAGUGGCAGACGGAGCUGAACUCCAGAGAGGGGACCUGGGAUCGACUCUGCCUGGAGCGGGACCCUCUGGUGCUCUCUAGUCUCGUGUGGUCUUGGCUGGAGCAGCUCAGAGAUCCGGUCAUCAGCCAUGAGGAUGUGGAGGCACUGGAGGAGAACAACUAUAGCUCACAACAGGCUCUAGACUCACUGGACAAGGGCCACAAACAAACUCUGUUGUGCAUUCUUGAUUGUGCCGCACAUCUAUUAGAGAUACCAGAGGAGGUGGAAAAGGGCAUUCUCGAUCGUAUAAUCAAAACAUUUACAAAGGUGGAUAUGGAAUCGGAGAAUGGCCAGGCGGUUUGCUGCACCCUGCGGGCAGUCUUGACCCCUGUUCUCCAUGAGCUGAGGGCCAAAGCAGAGGAGGAAGUGGACUUCAUAGGCCAGUAUGCUGAGUAUCCCUGACCACUGCAUCCCAGUCCAUAACUGGAUCACACCAGAGGUUGGAUAUGAUCCUCAGCCUUUCUAAACUGGUUGUAUGUUUUUGUGGCAUAAAAGUCAAACCAGGUCCAAAAUUGUCCGUCACUGCUGCUGUUUUAUUGUUACCAUUGUGUUAUAAUUUUUUAAAGAUCCUAUUAAUGUCAGGCUGUCUAACGCUGUUGUUAUUUGUGUCUGUGUUUUACCAUUUUGUAAUGUUUACUCUUGAAAAAAAAACUGCCAUGUAUUUUUGUGUGCCAUGUGGUUCACUUUAAGUUUUCAUGUCUUUUUGUUUUAAUAUGUUUGGUAUUAUACAUUUGUGUGAUAUGUAUUAUAUCAUACUUAUAGUACCUACCUAUUUAUUACAUUUGUAUGUUUGACACAAAAGCAUAAAGCAAUGCCUCAUUUAAUAGGCACUUACAAUAUGGCUGAAAGGAAACUCUGACAUUCUUAGUGGAUCAGAAUGAUUCUACAGUCCAGAAUUAUGUACAAGUGUGGUAAAUGUGUGUUAACACUAAUCACUGGGGAAUGUGCUUUAAUAGUAAUAUUCACAUCUCAACCCACAUAAAUGGAACUUUCAAUAUUGUUCCCUACAACAUCAUGGAGAUUGAUGUCUGUAAACCAAAUAAUAUUUUCACUGUGCAAAGUAUGUAGUAUACAGUGGUAUAUCAAAGUGGCAUAUUUGAAUGCAAGAGAAGUGGGGGAGACUGAAUGCAACGUUAGCUUUGAAUUUAUAUGAUCAGUUUAUUUCUAAUUUGAAGCAUCUGAAGGCUCAUUUCAUAAUAUUGUCAUGCAACCUAGCUAGCUCUUGUGAUUACUUAAACAUUGCCUUUACAAAAAUACUGAUACAAAAAAGAAAAAUGGCAUCUGUUUGAGAAUGUAUGUUUGUCAAAGAAUCUGUCUUGUUUUGGCUGUGGCUAAAUGAAUUCUGCCUCAUUGAAAAAUGACUCAUUUUGCAAAGAAACUAAGCUGCUCUUUGGAGUAUAUUUGUACAGAGGGAUAUAUAUGUUUCUUUCAUGAAGCACUAUCAAUGUUUUAGAUGCAUUGUGAUUAGUGUUUAGUCCACCUCAGACCUCAUUUUUGUCCAUGAAUGCGCAAUAUGGUGUUCAUCAAGAACAGAAGACAACUGAAUUAAUUAACUUGAUUCAAGCUUGAUCACAUUUGUAUUUUAAGGGUGAGAACAUUGUACUGUGGAAAUGUUAAUGAAGCACUAUUUUUUCACCAUCCCAUUCAUUGCCGAAAAUAAAUAAAUAAAUGCUCUUAACAUAA
Messenger RNA from Alosa alosa (allis shad), 4386 nucleotides. RefSeq names its product protein tyrosine phosphatase domain containing 1a (gene ptpdc1a). Bases 742 to 3105 code for a protein of 787 amino acids. The record is from RefSeq and is a predicted model, not a curated record. The transcript is spliced from 10 exons. Gene Ontology annotation, biological process: protein dephosphorylation; cilium assembly. Gene Ontology annotation, molecular function: protein tyrosine/serine/threonine phosphatase activity. NCBI's taxonomy places the organism in Eukaryota, Metazoa, Chordata, Actinopteri, Clupeiformes, Clupeidae.